CAAAGCUGAAUAAGACUGGAAAUAUAGUUUCAUCUGAUAUCUCAAAAGAAAGUUCUGAAAAAGCUUUUAAGGAUUCUGUGGUAACGGGAGUGAAUUUGGAACAAAAGCAACCAGCAACGCAUGGAUGGGAAAUACUGGUCCUUCCUUCUUAGUUUUGGAAUAUGUUUGAUGAUAUGUGCAUCUGUUACUGGUCGUCUGGCGCUGAAAAAGGAUAUCAGAAGAAACGCCUCUCCUUGUGGCUCCGAUUGCCCUUCGUACUGUUUUCCUGAAUGCUUACCCGAUUGUUGUAACUUCUUCCAGUACUACACACCUGCACCACCUCCACCCCCUCCUCCACCUCAGCCCGGACCCCCCGGGCCUGAUGGUCCAGUUGGUCCUAGUGGACCACCGGGGCCGGAUGGACCAAAGGGAAUACCCGGACCACCCGGUCCUCCGGGGCCUCCUGGAUUCCCGGGAGCUCCAGGUAGUCCGGCUGGCUCUCCAGGAACACCGGGACCCUCUGGAAAUCCAGGACAACCUGGAAGUUUGGGAGAACCUGGCGAUAUGGGUCCUGUUGGCCCCCCUGGGCCCCCGGGUCCGCCAGCCGCCCCUGGCCCUUCAGGUCAUGUGGGAGCCAUGGGAAGUCCAGGGGACCCAGGAGCAGCUGGGGAACCCGGAGCUCCCGGUCUCCCUGGAGCACCAGCCACAGUAACAUCUUACGAAGCCCCAGGUGGUACACCAGGUCAGGCAGGUGUUCAAGGACCACAAGGCCCACAAGGAGCAAGCGGAGCCAUGGGGGCUAUGGGAAGUCCGGGAGAUCCAGGGGAAGCAGGGGCAGCCGGACUUCCGGGUCCUCCGGGUCCACCGGGUCUACCUGGGUUACCAGCGGGAACUUCCACAAAUGACAAUGCCUCAACGGGUGUGCCAGGUCCUGCAGGAUCUCAAGGACCUCAAGGUCCUCAAGGGGCAAUCGGGGCCAUGGGAACAAGGGGAAAACAGGGAGAUCCCGGUGCUGCCGGACAAGCAGGACCUCCGGGUCCACCAGGGCCUCCAGGUCCCCCCGCUGGGGCACAACCAUCAACACCUGCAGCCUAUGGUGCACCAACAGGUACAUCCGGUCAACCUGGACUUCAGGGGCCCCAAGGUCCUCAAGGGACUAUGGGGGCCAUGGGAGCUAGGGGAAAACAGGGAGAUCCCGGUGCUGCCGGACAAGCAGGACCUCCGGGUCCACCAGGACCACCAGGUCCCCCCGCUGGGGCACAAGCGUCGACUACAGCAGCUUAUAGUACACCAGCUGGUACACCAGGCCAACCUGGAAUUCAGGGGCCCCAAGGUCCUCAAGGGGCAAUGGGGGCCAUGGGAGCUAGGGGAAAACAGGGAGAUCCCGGUGCUGCCGGACAAGCAGGACCUCCGGGUCCACCAGGGCCAGCAGGUCCCCCCGCUGGGGCACAAGCGUCGACGCCUGCAGCUUAUGGUGCACCAACAGGUACACCAGGCCAACCUGGUCUACAGGGACCAUCAGGGCCCCAGGGAGCGAUGGGAGCCAUGGGAGACCCUGGAGCCGCCGGACAAUCAGGACCUCCAGGCCCACCAGGCCCUCCUGAGGUACCAGCGGCUACACCUGCAGUUUAUAGUGCCCCUGCUGGUGCACAAGGACCGACAGGACUCCAAGGACCUAAGGGCUCCCAAGGUACCAUGGGAACUCCCGGGACGAUGGGACAGCCAGGGGACCCAGGAGCCGCUGGACCUCCAGGACCCCCAGGGCCACCCGGGCCUCCAGGAGUACCGGCGGCGGAUGUUGCACCCGUUUGCCCGGCGAUUUGUGAUAAAUUAUGUGUUGGUAUUUGUCCUACAAAUAAUUGUUGCAAAAAGUCAAAAAUCCCAAUCAAGAAGGUGCAGAUUUUAAACAAAGGAAGCAUCAUACCCGUAAAAGCUGCAAGCGCUACUCAAGGAAAGGAAGGCGUGCAAGGGGAGAAGACUCAGAGAGGAAGACUGAUUCAAGGAAAAAAACCCUAGUCAGAAUAUCAAAAGAAGCAAAAUAAGGCACAAAAAUAGUAUCUAGAAUCAAUAUAGUUAUGCGAAAAUUCUCAUAAUAUUGAACAAUCUUGAAAUUUUCUCAAAUGUAUUGUACAUUAAAUACUUUAUUACAUACCCCUACUAUUUAAUUGAAAACUACUUCAAUAAAUAUGUAGAAACAUACAAUCA
Molecule: messenger RNA, 2184 nt
Organism: Pocillopora damicornis (cauliflower coral)
Lineage: Eukaryota; Metazoa; Cnidaria; Anthozoa; Scleractinia; Pocilloporidae
Biological process (GO): extracellular matrix organization
Molecular function (GO): extracellular matrix structural constituent conferring tensile strength
Source: RefSeq, a predicted model, not a curated record